GGCCGGACCGUGCGCUCCGAUCUGCAAGUCUCGGUGAGGUGGUGAGCCGGCUGAGCCCGGGCGCUCGAGUCCUCACCGCGGCGGCGCUAGCGCGGGGAGAGCAACUCCGGGUUCGCUUUGUGGCUGCUGUUCCCCUGCCCGUCCGGAGCGCCUCCGGCCGGAGCGCAGAAGGAGGGGCGCGCUCCCCAGCCCCCCGCCGCCCUCCCUCAGCCCGGGGGAAGAAUGUGCCACCAGCUGUUCUCCGCUCGCGAGCGCUGCGUCCAGGAGUGAGGGACUUGGAGAAAUUGGAGACAAAGGCUGCGGUUGGGACGGAUGAGUUAGAGACUUGGGUUUGGGCAAACAAAAGGUGCGAAAGACGAGAAGGGGAGAAGGAGAUGGCAGCGGGGGAGCCCCGGGGGCUCGAGUUCCUGGGAGUCGCGCCGUGACACGCAUGGUUUCCUCGGACCUUCAGCUGGGCUGACUUCCGCGAGCUGGAAGCCGGACUCUGGCAAGUUGGGAAGCGCACGGGAACAAUGGACAACUUCUUCCCCGAGGGAGCACGGGUCUGGCUCAGAGAGAAUGGCCAGCAUUUUCCAAGUACUGUAGAUUCCUGUGCCGAGGGCGUCGUCGUCUUCCGGACAGACUAUGGUCAGGUGUUCACUUACAAGCAGAGCACAAUCACACACCAGAAGGUGACAGCCAUGCACCCCAUGGAUGAGGAGGGUGUGGAUGACAUGGCCACCUUGACCGAGCUCCACGGGGGCGCCAUCAUGCACAACUUGUACCAGCGAUACAGGAGAAAUCAGAUCUACACCUACAUUGGCUCCAUCAUCGCCGCCGUGAACCCCUACAGGACCAUCCCCGGCCUGUACGGGCGGGACGCCAUGGAGCGCUACAGCAGGUGCCGCCUGGGGGAGCUGCCCCCCCACGUCUUCGCCAUCGCCAACGAGUGCUACCGCUGCCUGUGGCGGCGCCACGACAACCAAUGCGUCCUCAUCAGUGGUGAAAGCGGGGCUGGGAAAACCGAAAGCACUAAAUUGAUCCUUAAGUUUUUAUCGGCCAUCAGUCAGCAGUCUCUGGACUUGUCCUCGAAGGAGAAGACGUCCUGCGUGGAACAGGCUAUUCUUGAAAGCAGCCCCAUCAUGGAAGCCUUCGGCAACGCCAAGACCGUGUACAACAACAACUCCAGUCGCUUCGGGAAGUUCGUGCAGCUGAACAUCUGCCAGAAGGGAAACAUUCAGGGCGGGAGGAUUGUGGAUUAUUUAUUAGAAAAAAACCGAGUAGUAAGGCAAAAUCCGGGGGAGAGGAAUUAUCACAUAUUCUACGCGCUGCUGGCAGGGCUAGAACACGCAGAGAGAGAAGAAUUUUAUUUAUCUGUGCCAGAAAACUACCACUACUUGAAUCAAUCUGGAUGUGUUGGAGACAAGACAAUCAAUGACCAGGAAUCCUUCAGGGAAGUCAUUACGGCGAUGGAGGUAAUGCAGUUUAGCAAGGAGGAGGUCCGGGAAGUUCUGCGGUUGCUUGCUGGUAUAUUACACCUUGGGAACAUAGAAUUCAUCACUGCCGGUGGGGCUCAAGUUUCCUUCAAAACGGCCUUGGGCAGGUCUGCAGAGUUACUUGGGCUGGACCCGGCACAGCUCACGGAUGCCUUGACCCAGAGAUCUAUGUUCCUCCGCGGGGAGGAGAUCCUGACGCCUCUCAACGUUCAGCAGGCGGUGGACAGCAGAGACUCCUUGGCCAUGGCUCUUUACGCCCGCUGCUUCGAGUGGGUGAUCAAGAAGAUCAACAGUAGGAUCAAGGGCAAGGAUGACUUCAAGUCUAUCGGCAUCCUCGACAUCUUCGGAUUCGAAAACUUUGAGGUUAAUCACUUUGAGCAGUUCAAUAUAAACUAUGCAAAUGAGAAACUUCAGGAAUAUUUCAACAAGCAUAUUUUUUCUUUAGAACAACUGGAAUAUAACAGAGAAGGCUUAGUGUGGGAAGAUAUUGACUGGAUUGACAAUGGAGAAUGCCUGGACUUGAUUGAGAAGAAACUUGGUCUCCUAGCUCUUAUCAAUGAAGAAAGCCAUUUUCCUCAAGCCACGGACGGCACCUUAUUGGAGAAGUUACACACCCAACAUGCUAAUAACCACUUUUACGUGAAGCCCAGAGUUGCAGUCAACAAUUUUGGAGUGAAACACUACGCUGGAGAGGUUCAGUAUGAUGUGCGGGGCAUCUUGGAGAAGAACAGAGAUACCUUCAGGGAUGAUCUUCUCAACUUGCUGAGAGAGAGCCGAUUUGACUUCAUCUACGACCUAUUUGAACAUGUUUCAAGCCGCAAUAACCAGGAUACCUUGAAAUGUGGAAGCAAACAUCGACGGCCCACAGUCAGCUCACAGUUCAAGGACUCCCUUCAUUCCUUGAUGGCAACGCUAAGCUCCUCUAAUCCUUUCUUUGUUCGCUGUAUCAAGCCAAACAUGCAGAAGAUGCCCGACCAGUUUGACCAGGCGGUCGUGGUCAACCAGCUGCGGUACUCGGGGAUGCUGGAGACGGUGAGAAUCCGGAAAGCGGGGUAUGCGGUCCGGAGACCCUUUCAGGAUUUUUACAAAAGGUAUAAGGUGCUGACGAGGAGUGUGGCCCUGCCCGAGGACGUCAGGGGGAAGUGCACGGCCCUUCUGCAGCUCUAUGACUCCUCCAACAGCGAGUGGCAGCUGGGGAAGACGAAGGUACAAUUUUCCAUGGUGAUCCGGGCCCACGUCCUGGGCUACUUGGCGCGAAAGCAGUACAGGAAGGUCCUUUACUGUGUGGUGAUAAUACAGAAGAAUUACAGGGCGUUCCUUCUGAGGAGGAGAUUCUUGCACCUGAAAAAAGCAGCCGUGGUUUUCCAGAAGCGACUCCGAGGUCAGAUCGCCCGGAGAGUUUACAGACAGCUGCUGGCGGAGAAACGUGCGGAGGAGGAAAAGAGGAAACAGGAGGAGGAGGAGCAGAGGAAGCGCGAGGAGGAGGAAAGAGAAAGAGAGAGGGCACGAAUUGAAGCUGAGCUCCGCGCCCAACAGGAGGAGGCAGCGAGGAGGCGCCAAGAACAGGAGGCCUUGCAGGAGAGUCGGAGGAAGGCCGAGCUGAGCCACGAGCUGGAGAAGCAGAAGGAGAACAAGCAGGUAGAAGAGAUCCUGCGCCUGGAGAAGGAGAUCGAGGACCUGCAGCGCAUGAAGGAGCGGCAGGAGCUGUCCCUGACCGAGGCCUCGCUGCAGAAGCUGCAGCAGCUGCGGGACGAGGAGCUCCGGAGGCUGGAGGACGAGGCCUGCCGCGCGGCCCAGGAGUUCCUGGAGUCGCUCAACUUCGACGAGAUCGACGAGUGCGUGCGCGACAUCGAGCGCUCGCUGUCGGUGGGCGGCGGGGCGGCAGCCGAGGGCGCGGCCGGGGGGAAGCCCAGCUUCAACUUCAGCCAGCCCUACCCUGAGGAGGAGGUGGACGAGGGCUUCGAGGCUGACGACGACGCCUUCAAGGACUCGCCCAACCCCAGCGAGCACGGCCACUCGGACCAGCGCACGAGUGGCAUCCGGACCAGCGACGAGUCCUCGGAGGAGGACCCCUACAUGAACGACACCGUGGUGCCCACCAGCCCCAGUGCCGACAGCACCGUGCUGCUGGCCCCCUCGGAGCACGGCUCCUCCGGCGGGGAGCCCACCUACUGCAUGCCCCAGAACCCCGGGGGCCUGCCCGCCCCAGACGGCGACUACGACUACGACCAGGACGACUACGAGGACGGGGCCAUCACCUCCGGCAGCAGCGUGACCUUCUCCAACUCCUACAGCAGCCAGUGGUCCCCAGACUACCGAUGCUCCGUGGGCACCUACAACAGCUCGGGGGCCUACCGGUUCAGCUCCGAGGGGGCCCAGUCCUCGUUUGAAGAUAGUGAAGAGGACUUCGACUCUCGGUUUGAUACGGACGAUGAACUGUCCUACCGGCGGGACUCUGUGUACAGCUGUGUCACGCUGCCUUACUUCCACAGCUUCCUGUACAUGAAAGGUGGCCUGAUGAACUCCUGGAAACGCCGCUGGUGUGUCCUCAAGGACGAAACCUUCCUGUGGUUCCGCUCCAAGCAGGAGGCCCUCAAGCAAGGCUGGCUGCACAAGAAGGGCGGCGGCUCCUCCACACUGUCGCGGAGGAACUGGAAGAAGCGCUGGUUCGUCCUCCGCCAGGCCAAGCUGAUGUACUUCGAGAACGACAGCGAGGAGAAGCUCAAGGGCACCGUGGAGGUCCGGGCGGCCAAGGAGAUCGUAGAUAACACCAGCAAAGAGAACGGCAUUGACAUCAUCAUGGCUGAUCGGACCUUCCACCUGAUCGCUGAGUCCCCCGAAGACGCCAGCCAGUGGUUCAGCGUGCUGAGUCAGGUCCACGCGUCCACGGACCAGGAGAUUCGGGAGAUGCACGAUGAGCAGGCAAACCCGCAAAACGCCGUGGGCACUUUGGAUGUAGGGCUGAUCGAUUCUGUGUGCGCCUCAGACAGCCCCGACAGACCCAACUCAUUCGUGAUCAUCACGGCCAACCGGGUGCUUCACUGCAACGCCGACACGCCGGAGGAGAUGCACCACUGGAUAACGCUGCUGCAGAGAUCCAAGGGGGACACCAGAGUGGAGGGCCAGGAGUUUAUAGUGAGAGGGUGGUUGCACAAAGAAGUGAAAAACAGCCCGAAGAUGUCUUCCCUGAAACUGAAGAAGCGGUGGUUUGUGCUCACCCACAACUCCUUGGAUUACUACAAGAGCUCGGAGAAGAACGCCCUGAAACUGGGCACCCUGGUCCUCAACAGCCUCUGUUCAGUCGUCCCUCCGGACGAGAAGAUCUUCAAAGAGACAGGCUACUGGAAUGUCACCGUGUACGGACGCAAGCACUGCUACCGACUCUACACCAAGCUGCUCAACGAGGCCACCAGGUGGUCCAGCGCCAUUCAAAACGUGACCGACGCCAAGGCCCCGAUCGACACCCCCACCCAGCAGCUGAUUCAGGAUAUCAAGGAGAACUGCCUGAACUCGGACGUGGUGGAGCAGAUUUACAAGCGGAACCCUAUCCUGCGCCACACCCACCACCCCCUGCACUCCCCGCUCCUGCCCCUGCCCUACGGAGACAUAAACCUCAACUUGCUCAAGGACAAAGGCUACACCACGCUGCAGGACGAGGCCAUCAAGAUAUUCAAUUCCCUCCAGCAGCUGGAAUCCGUGUCUGACCCCAUCCCCAUAAUCCAGGGCAUCCUCCAGACAGGCCAUGACCUCCGGCCGCUGCGAGACGAGCUGUACUGCCAGCUCAUCAAGCAGACCACCCAGGUGCCACACCCGGGCAGCGUGGGCAACCUGUACAGCUGGCAGAUCCUCACGUGCCUGAGCUGCACCUUCCUGCCGAGCCGGGGGGUCCUCAAGUACCUGAAGUUCCACCUCAAAAGGAUCCGGGAACAGUUUCCAGGAACCGAGAUGGAAAAAUACGCCCUCUUCAUUUACGAAUCUCUUAAGAAAACCAAAUGCCGAGAGUUCGUGCCUUCCCGGGAUGAAAUAGAAGCUCUGAUCCACAGGCAGGAGAUGACGUCCACGGUGUAUUGCCACGGCGGAGGCUCCUGCAAGAUCACCAUCAGCUCCCACACCACAGCCGGGGAGGUGGUGGAGAAGCUGAUCCGAGGCCUGGCCAUGGAGGACAGCAGAAACAUGUUCGCACUCUUUGAGUACAACGGGCACGUCGACAAAGCCAUCGAGAGCCGGACCAUCGUGGCCGAUGUGUUGGCAAAGUUUGAGAAGCUGGCUGCCACAUCAGAGGUAGGUGACCAGCCCUGGAAGUUCUACUUCAAACUUUACUGCUUCCUGGACACAGACAACGUGCCAAAAGACAGCGUGGAAUUUGCCUUUAUGUUUGAACAGGCCCACGAAGCCGUCAUCCACGGCCACUACCCGGCCCCAGAGGAGAACCUGCAGGUCCUCGCCGCCCUGCGGCUCCAGUACCUGCAGGGGGACCACACACCACACGCCGCAGUCCCGCCUCUCGAGGAGGUGUACUCGCUGCAGAGGCUCAAGGCCCGCAUCAGCCAGUCCACCAAGACCUUCACGCCGUGCGAGCGGCUGGAGAGGAGGCGCACCAGCUUCCUGGAGGGGACGCUGAGGCGGAGCUUCCGGACGGGACCCGUCGUGCGGCAGAAGGUGGAGGAAGAGCAGAUGCUGGACAUGUGGGUCAAGGAAGAGGUCUCCUCCGCUCGAGCCAGCAUCAUUGACAAGUGGAAGAAAUUCCAGGGAAUGAGCCAGGAACAGGCCAUGGCCAAGUACAUGGCCUUGAUCAAGGAGUGGCCUGGAUACGGAUCCACGCUCUUUGAUGUGGAGUGCAAGGAGGGCGGCUUUCCCCAGGAGCUCUGGUUGGGCGUCAGCGCCGACGCUGUCUCUGUCUACAAGCGCGGGGAGGGAAGACCCUUAGAAGUCUUCCAGUACGAGCACAUCCUCUCCUUUGGGGCUCCCCUGGCCAACACGUACAAGAUCGUCGUCGAUGAGAGGGAGCUGCUCUUUGAAACCAGUGAGGUAGUGGACGUGGCCAAGCUCAUGAAAGCCUACAUCAGCAUGAUCGUGAAGAAGCGCUACAGCGCGUCGCGCUCCGUGAGCAGCCAGGGCAGCUCCAGGUGAAGGCGGCCGCGAGCCCACGUGAACUCAGCGUCUCCCCGCGCCGCCCCUGGUCACGAGUGCUCAGCCGGCGCUGGCGCCUGGAGCCCGAAGCGGGGCUGCCCAGGCUUCCUGGAAGCCCCUCGUUGGAGGGAGGUGUCUCGGGGACCUUUCGCCCUGUCCCCGCCAGUGAUCGUGCAUUAAGCUGUCAACCUUAACCCGAUUUCCAAAGCUUUACUUCUCUUAGAUGACCCAGGCCUUAAAAAGAGAGGAAAUGAAACCCACGCUGCCACCAAAGCAGCCAGAAGUGCCUUAACUUGUGGAACAAACGCUAAUCCACCUUAACUGUGCUACUGAAGGGAGAUGCUAACCCCCCUUCUGGGGGAGACUGACUAAGCUUGGGGGUGGGGGGACAGCAUUUAUCCAUCACUUCUGCACUAACCUCCCAGCCUGAUUUCCCCUUGGCGGGAAGGUGAGGGAGUGGGGGGAGGGGGCGGAGGGAGAGCGAGGGGACAGUCUAUUUUAGUUGGAGUGCUGCGGGCAGCCUUCCUCGCGGGGACAUGCAGUAACUUUUUCUCUUUGUCUCAUCUUUUAAGUGUAUGUGCCUGCCUGUGCAUGCAUGUGUUCAUAACCCAUCACUUUAAUCACUGUUCCACGAGCAUUGAAAGCAAAGGGAAAGAGGAUGUGCAAUGGUGUAACGUCUACAUCUGAGUGGUUCAGCAUAAGAGUCGUCACCUUUCCAAGGUGGUUUUAUUAAAAAACCAGAAUCCUGGAUUUUCCUGUCUUCGCUGUAUUUCGAAAGCCCCAUUUUGAGUCAACUUUUGUUUUACAGGUAGCAACAUCUGCAGUCUGUGUCUGCUGUAUUAUAAACAGAUACACAGCCUUCAAGUAACUAUUUAUAAACCACUCUUAAACAGCGGGCCCCAGGGCUGUUUUUAGAACUGUAUGAAGUCAUUUUGGAGUCUCUAGUUUCUAAGAGAUAUAAGCUAAAAAAUGUUUCCUUGAAGGUUAGUUCAUAUCACUCUGGGUAGAUUGUGACAUGACCACGUUUGAAUUCAGAGGAAAGAUGCUGCCUUCUCUGAAAGUGGAACACGUGAGCGAAUCUUUAAAGAACCCAGACAUUCAAUAUUGAGGCUUUAAUAAAAUACACAUGUAUUUUACCCCAAGUUUAUAAUGGUGGUCUGAAUGAGGCCCCUGUAAAUAAAUCAGCAUUUAUGACCAGAGGAGAAAUAAUCUGGUCUUGGACUUCUAUUUUUAUACAGAAAAGUUGUAAAGACUUAGGCCAACUAAGUCUACCCACAAAGCGAAAAGAAAUUUGCCUUAUCCCUGCAGACAGCCAUGUGGAGUCAUUGUUUGUUGGCUCAAAGUCUGACAAUAAAAUAUAUUAGCUAA
Vicugna pacos (alpaca) is the source of this 7973-nucleotide messenger RNA. NCBI's taxonomy places the organism in Eukaryota, Metazoa, Chordata, Mammalia, Artiodactyla, Camelidae. The record is from RefSeq and is a predicted model, not a curated record.